AUGCUGUCCAUUGCAGCUCGUCGAUUACCAGCUGCGGCUAUCACGCGUCGCGCUGCUAUUAUUACAGUUCAUCAUCGAGUUCCUCGUGUUGCAGGCUCUGCGUUGCAAUCUCGCACGUUCCUUGGUGGUCUUCGUGAUUUUCUCUUUGGUGUAAAGAAGCCGUCAGCCGAAGAGGAAGAGACUGGCAAAUUGCUCCAGACGCAAGAGUCAUCAGAGUCCAAGUCGCAUGAGAAACAGACGAAGCAGUACAAGGAGGACACUAUUCCUGUGACUGGUAGCUUGGACGCAACGUCUUAUAGUGUAGGCAAGCUCGCCAAGCUUGCAGACGGGGCCGUGCUGGCGUCUUGUGGUCGCACUGUACUGCUCACGACGGUCGUAAGUGGUGAUUCCAAUGGCAACCCACUGGCCAAUGGAUCAGCUGCUCAGCGUGAUUUUUUGCCGCUCACGGUGGACUUUCGAGUCAAGUCACACGCUGUUGGUCUUAUUCCGGACAAUCAGAAACGUCGAGAGUUUACUGGAAGCGAGGAGGAAGUGCUGCAAUCGCGUGUCGUGGAUCGUGCGAUCCGCCCGUUGUUUCCACGUGACUACUGUGAAGAAACGCAGCUGCUGGCGACAGUGCAGUCGUACGACCCCAACAACGACCCGCUGGUGGUGGCUGUCAACUCGGCCUCGGCAGUGCUGAGCGUGUCGGACAUUCCGUGGAAUGGACCAGUUGGCUGCGUGCGUGUCGUUGAAGUCGAUGGCCAGUUGGUGGUCAACCCUACUGCUCCGCAGCGCGAUGCCGCUACACUUAAUGUGCUCUAUGCCGGUACAGCCGAACGUGUUAUCAUGGUGGAAGCCUCGGGUGACGAGGUGAAUGAAAUGCGCUUGGAUGAGGCGCUAGAUUUGGCGCAGGUGCAUGUACGACUAGCAAUUAAAGAGCAGAAGCAAUUUGCUCGAGAGCACGGAAAGCCGAAGCGUGUAUACUCACCACUGUUUGUUGCGCCGGAAGUUUGGGCCAAGGCAGAGGAGCUCGGUCGUAAAGACGCAGAGGCAUUCAUUGCAAGUGGUCGCGUUGGUAAACUUGAUCGCCAACAAGGAGAACGUGAAGUAUACGGCAAGAUGCUGAAUGGCAUGCGUCAACACUUUGCCAGCGCAUCUCCUCCUGUAAAUGAUGCUGCUAUUCAACGCGCUGCGCAUGACACGUUCCAGCGUGUGCUGCGUGAACGUAUCUUGACAGUUGCGAAGGAAACGAAGGGUUCGAAGAACAGGCACGUGCGAGCCGAUGGUCGUCCGGUUCGAAUCGUUCGUCCGCUUGAGAUGGACACUGGCGCGCUGCCGAUGGCCCACGGGUCGUCUGUGUUCGCUCGUGGCGAAACGCAGACUCUAUGUUCCGUGACGCUGGGACCUCUAGAGCGUGGUCUUCGUCUCCGUGGUGCACUCCAUGAAGCGCGUGAACAGGCUGAGCCUCAUGCUCCUAUGCCGCUAAAAAAUGCCAUGCUACACUACGAGUUCCCGCCGUUUUGUGUAAAUGAAACCGGUCGCGUGGGUGGCACUAAUCGACGCAUGAUCGGCCACGGCGCUCUGGCCGAGAAGGCAAUUCUGCCUAUUUUGCCGUCUAUCACUGAGUUUCCAUAUACUAUUCGCAUGACGUCAGAGGUGGUAGGCUCGGACGGAUCGUCGUCUAUGGCAACAGUAUGUGGCGUGUCGCUAGCGCUUAUGGACGCUGGUGUUCCUGUUCGCCGUGCAGUCGCAGGUAUUGCCAUAGGUCUUGUUACUGCCGGCGACCCGUUUGCUGGUCAGGAAAAGCGCAUUGAAGAGGGCGAUUACCAGUUGUUGACCGAUAUUCUAGGAUCUGAGGACCACUAUGGAGAUAUGGACUUUAAAGUGGCAGGCACUACAUCUGGUGUGACGGCAUUGCAGCUGGAUGUAAAGCUUCCUGGUGGCGUUCCGCUUCAUGUGUUGAAAGAGGGACUGCGCGAAGCCAAGCAGGCGCGUUUGCAUGUGCUGCGCCGAAUGGGCAUCGAACUCGCUGAACCACGCAAGACUCUAAAAAGUAGUGGCAGCUCGUUGCCGAAUGUGAGCAUCGAGUGCGUCAUUGCCACGAACUUGAUUGGUGCGCUGAUCGGUGUUGGAGGUAGCAACAUCCGUGACCUGGAAUCGCGAUUCAACGUCUCUGUAAGCAUCGUAGAUCGCCGUGAAGGCAUUGUGCAAGUCGUGGGGUCAGCUGAAGACGCUGACAAAGCCCGCGAGUGGCUGCGCACUGAACUGACUGAAGUUGCGAAAGCUGGUCCUCGUGGCAAUAGCCACAACAACAACAACAACGAUAGCGACUCUAACAAGAGCUGGUCAAACUUUUUCCGCAAAGGUGAGCGCUACACGAUGCGUGUGACGCAGGUCAUGGAUUUUGGCGCUAUCCUCGAGUCUUCUACUGGCCAGCGUGGUUUUGUGCAUAUCUCGGAGCUCUCGCGCGAUAAGAUCAGCAAUAUCCAGAACGUAGUGUCAGAAGGACAAGAGAUGGAGUUUGAGUGUCUGCAGGACGGUGUUCCAGGUAAAAUGUCUCGUCGAGUUCUAUUGAGUGCAGAAGGAAGCGAGAGCGCCUCGACAACUUCAGAGACGCCAGUGUCCCAAAACAACAAGCCCCAGUCCCGUCGAUCGUCAAAUUUGUCACGCCGACCCAAGACCGCUCGCCGCCCGCGUUCUCCGUCUAAUUAG
Molecule: messenger RNA, 2694 nt
Organism: Peronospora farinosa
Lineage: Eukaryota; Oomycota; Peronosporomycetes; Peronosporales; Peronosporaceae
Source: the annotation of a GenBank genome assembly